This is a messenger RNA of Rhipicephalus microplus (southern cattle tick), 1793 nucleotides long. RefSeq lists its product as uncharacterized. NCBI's taxonomy places the organism in Eukaryota, Metazoa, Arthropoda, Arachnida, Ixodida, Ixodidae. The record is from RefSeq and is a predicted model, not a curated record.
CCCAUUAGGGAUACGGCGCAGUGCCGAUUUACCCAUAAACACGGAUGAAUGUGCCGAUAAAAAAUAAAACGGGUAGAGAGAGCGCGCCGCGUCCGGCGUCUGUCUACGCUCAUACUGCGCAUGCGCGAUUCUCUUCUCCCUCUCUCUUCGUAGUCUUCAACAGCUGCUGCCAUGGAGCUAGCACAGAACACCUUAGCGGGUAGCGAGCGCAGGGCGCGCGCGCGCUUUGCGUCGGAUUAUAGUUGUUCUGUGGUAUCUGCUCCUUCUCCGAUCAAAGAAGUUGAUGGUGGUGAAGUGUGAUGAAAGCGACAGUGGCAACAGCUCCAUCAGCGAGUGGGUUGACGCAAGCACGCAUCAACCCACCCUCGGACAGCAGCGCUGCAUCCACGCGGGACUAUGACGAGGCUUCUGCUGCUGCGAAUAGGAGGGCUCGCGACGCCGAGCGUAAACGCCUGAAGCGAGCGGCGGAUCCGGAGCUUCGUCAGCGCCUCGCUGCUUCACAACGUCAGCGUCGGGCGGCGGAUCCCGAGCUUCGUCAGCGCGAAGCGGCUGUAAAACGUCAACGUCGAGCGGCGGAUCCCGAUGAGGUUCGAGCGCGGCAAGCAGCUUGGAAACGACAACGUCGAGCUACGGAUCCCGAUUUUCGAGCGCGUGAAGCAGCUCUGAAGCGGCGGCGUCGAGAGGCUGCCCUCGAUGCUGUACGCGAGCGGGAUCGCGUCGCGAAAGCGGCGUCUCGAACCAGGCAGCGCGCACAGGCAGACGCUCGACUCAAGCGCGACUCCCUGGACCGCAGCUUCGGACACAGUUGCAAGGCAUCGUCAAAGAGUGCCGCAGCAUCAACACGAGAAAGCAGACUGCCUGAUGAAGGCGGCGUAAGCGUUGCCAUGACGAGGCCUGCAGACUCCUGCUCCAAACGGAUCGACAGUAAGAGCGAGAUGCAGGUGGGGGCAGUGAUGGUCGAAAUUGGCGAAUCUCUGAACAGCAGCGCAUGUCCAGAAUCGUCGCGAAAACUGGCAGAGUCAUCGCAGCCCUCAAGACGUGGUGUGGACGUCGCUGUUGAGACACCAAGAAUCUCUGACCAAAACUUGUGCAAGUCCUCGCAAGCAUCAGUUGUUCCCAUCAGGAUUCACCGGUGGACGGAAACCACUCCCUUAGUACAUUUCAUGGUCCUGAAGCUUCAGCAAAAGUGUGAUUAGGGACAGGAGCAACCGCUAGGGGCACCCUCGUGUGCGUGGGGGCAUCGGAGUAGCCCCGGCACUGCAAUGGUACAGCACGCAUUGGAACUGCGAAACGUGAAUCAAUGCACCCGUGAUUGAUUACAUCUUCAGACUGGUGUUACAGUCAAGGAAAUUCGGGGAAGUUCUAAUACAGUAGAAUUGAGCAUCGCAUGGGGGCCUUGAAGUUGAACAUUCGAUGGCAACAAACACGUGCUUCCGCAUUGUUCCAGUCUCUACAGAGUUGGCGGAAUCCAACCAUCAAGUGGGGCAACAUUGUCCCAGAGAUGACCGUGCAAUGCUUGUGGGAACUGGCGCCGUCCUUCGCAAAAAGGAAAGCUCUGUCUCUGCAGCAGCAGGAUCACCGAGAGUCGCCUGCAGCUGUUGCUUGCAAGAGUUUUGGGAUAUACAGGACCCCACCAAUCAUGUGGAAAUGUGUCCGUGGCUGCAGGCUCACUUGUGCCCCUUGUGUUGAAACGUGUGUUCAAACUGGACCUCAAUGCAUGACCACAUCCCCAUGCACAUCCAGGACAUAGAAAUAAAGUGCCCCUUGUGUGGGCAUGAAGUUGCUGUUGUGAA